Closterium sp. NIES-65 is the source of this 4188-nucleotide messenger RNA. NCBI's taxonomy places the organism in Eukaryota, Viridiplantae, Streptophyta, Zygnematophyceae, Desmidiales, Closteriaceae. The record is from the annotation of a GenBank genome assembly.
AUGUCGGAAGCAUCAGCGGAAGGGGCGGGGGAAGCGGCGGGGGAAGCCGCCGCUAGUGAGGCAUCGGCGGAAGCGGUGGGGGAGGAAGUCGCAGCGGAUGCUGUAGCGCACGCAGGGUACCAUGGCGCCCGGCGCGGCCGCAUUAGACGCCGUGAUUCGCGCAUCAAGUCAGCCACGGAAGUCAGGGGAGCCGCUUCCGCUCCCGCCGCAGCGGCUGCUAACGCUGAGGCGGCCGCGCGUGGGGAAGGGAAUCCCGUGGUGGGGAUUGCGGGGCAAAAUGCUGGCGCGUCCGCGGAAGGCGGGGCGGAAUUUGUGAUGGGAGAAGGCGCAGCGGGGGAAGGAGCGGGCGAAGCGGGGGGGUUGGCGGAAGAGACGUCCAUCGUCCCCGCAGGUCCGCGCCCCGAGCAUUACCCGAAAGUGCUCGCGAUUCCGCUCACACGAAGGCCACUGUUCCCAGGCUUCUACGUCCCCGUUAUAGUCAAGAAUCCCAAGCUGGUGGCGGCGCUUCAGGAGCUCAAGGCGCGAGGGACACCCUACAACCCCAAGCUGGUGGCGGCGCUGCAGGAGCUCAAGGCGCAAGGCACGCCCUACGUGGGCGCAUUCCUUGUCCGGGACGACCACGCUGCCCCUGCUUCUUCUUCUGCCGCUCAUCCUUCACCUAGUGCAGCCGGAACAGCAGGAGCAGAGGGAGCAGAUGGGGCAAAAGGAGCAGCCACAAGCAGUAGCAGUGACAGGCGAGAGUUGGGCCCAGAGAGGAGUGAUGGCGUUGGCGUUGCUGAAGAGUGGGGCAGGGAGGUAGCUAGUGGAGGGGGAGAAGGGGUGGGGGGAGGGAAGCCGCAUGGGGAGGCGGAUGGAGCAGGUGCAGGGGUGGGAGAGGGGCCCGGGGAGGGGGAAGGUGUUGCGGGUGGGGGUGGAGGGGAGGCGUUUAUUAAGGGAGGGGAGCUUUAUAGCAAGCUGCACGAGACAGGGACGUUCGCUCAGGUGAUGCAGGUGAUCAAGCUGCUUGACGGGGAAUCAGCACAGGUGCUGCUGAUGGGGCACCGGCAUGUGAUGCAGGUGAUCAAGCCACUGGACGGCGACUCAGCGCAGGUGCUGCUGAUGGGGCACCGGCGACUGAGGCUGACAGGCAUGGUGGGGGAGGACCCGCUCACUGUCACCGUGGACCAUAUCAAGGUGGGGAUGGGUGGGGAACGGCUGACAGGCAUGGUGGGGGAGGACCCGCUCACUGUCACCGUGGACCAUAUCAAGGUGGGGAUGGGUGGGGAACGGUUCCCUCAUUUCAUAGACACUCUAGGCCACUCGUAUCGUGGAGGUGAGGCUGACAGGCAUGGUGGGGGAGGACCCGCUCACGGUCACCGUGGACCAUAUCAAGGUGGGGAUGGGUGGGAUGUGGUGAAGGUGGGUGUGGGUGGGAGAGUGACUGGGGUGGCAGUUCUUCUUUUUGUGAUGUGUGGUGUUGGGAAUGGGUGGGAUGUGAUGAAAAUGGGUUCGGGAGAGUGGGAGGAGGAGUGUCAGUGGUGCUUUCUUUCAGUGUACGCCACACACCAGGAUCUGCCGUACGACAGCAACAGUCCGACGAUUAAAGGCACGGUGAUGGAGGUGCUGAGCACGCUCAAGGACCUCGAUCUGCCGUACGACAGCAACAGUGCGACAAUAGAAGGCACGGUGAUGGAGGUGCUGAGCACGUUCGAGGAUCUACCAUACGACAGCAACAGUGUGAUGAUUAAAGCCACAGUAAUGGAGGUGGAUCUCCCCUACGACAGCAACAGCGUGAUGAUAAAAGCCACGGUGAUGGAGGUGGUGAGCACGCUCAAGGACCUCGUGAGGCACAACCCGCUGUACAAGGAGCACAUUGCAAUGUUCGUGCAGCACGUGGGCGAGUUCAACGCCUCCCGCAUGGCGGAUUUCGGGGCUGCUUUGACAACUGCGGAUGAGCCGACCUUGCAAUCCGUUCUGGAAGAGCUCGAUCACGUGGGCGAGUUCAACGCCUCCAGGAUGGCUGACUUUGGCGCUGCACUCACGACCGCAGAUGAGCCGACACUCCAGUCGGUUCUAGAAGAGCUGGAUGUGGGAAAGCGCCUCUCCCUUGCGCUCAUGCUGCUCAAGAAGGAAUUAGAGCUCGCCAAGCUGCAGGCCAACAUAGCCAAAGGCGUGGAGGAGAAAUUGGCAGGGGAGAGCCGCAGAUACAUGCUCAUGGAACAGCUCAAGGCCAUCAAGAAGGUGCGAGGGGAUCAAAAGAUAAGAUGGGAUCUAGAGCGUGAGGUGAUUGAACAGGAGCUGGGGCUGGAGAAGGAUGACAAGACUGCACUCAUUGGACGCUUCAAGGAGAAGCUUCAGCCGUUUCAGCAGAACUGCCCGCCAGCAGCCAUGCAGGUGAUAGAGGACGAGAUGGCGAAGCUGCAGGGGCUGGAAGCAAGCUCCUCUGAGUUCAACGUUACGCGCAACUACCUCGACUGGCUCACGUCCAUUCCCUGGGGGCACUACAGCGAGGAGAACUUGGACGUGGUGCGGGCGCGGCAGGUGCUGGAUGCGGAUCACUACGGCGAGGAAAAUUUAGAUGUGGUGCGGGCGCAGCAGGUGCUGGACGCGGAUCACUACGGCGAGGAGAAUCUGGACGUGGUGCGGGCGCAGCAGGUGCUGGAUGCAGAUCACUACGGGCUGACGGAUGUGAAGGAACGCAUUUUGGAGUUCAUUGCUGUUGGCAGGCUGAAAGGCAGCACGCACGGCAAGAUCAUCUGCCUGGUGGGGCCGCCAGGAGUGGGAAAGACGUCCAUUGGUCGCUCCAUCGCCAACGCCCUGGAUCGCAAGUUCUACCGCUUCUCUGUGGGAGGGCUGUCUGACGUGGCAGAGAUCAAGGGUCACCGCCGCACGUAUGUGGGCGCCAUGCCCGGCAAGAUGGUGCAAUGCCUCAAGUCCACAGGCGUUGCCAACCCUCUCGUGCUCAUUGACGAGAUCGACAAGGGCCAUGCCGCCAUGCCCGGCAAGAUGGUGCAGUGCGUCAAGUCCACAGGCGUUGCCAACCCUCUUGUUCUUAUCGACGAGAUCGACAAGAUGGCGCACUGCCUCAUGUAUAAAGGGAAUCCGCUCAUUCCCAUUAACGAGAUCGACAAGGUAAGUGUGGGGGGUGGGCCGUCUGUCGCAGCGGAGCGGACUAGUGUGGUGUGCAACGUGGGGGAGGGCGGGAGCAUCAGAACGCUGAUGAAUAGGCUUUUUGUGUACCCCAACUCUCCUCUCAUCAUAGUUUCCCUUGCAAACUUUAUACACUGCUGCCCCUCCCCCUCUCCAAUCUGUCGCUGCCAGCUGGGUAGGGGCCAUGCAGGGGACCCAGCAGGAGCGCUGCUGGAGAUGCUGGAUGCGGAGCAGAACGCGUCGUUCCUGGACCACUACCUGGACGUGCCUCUGGACCUCUCCAAGGUGGGCCUUGUGUGUCUGUUGGUGUCUGUUGCUUGUGUGUGCCUAUCAAGUGUGUAUGCAAGUGCAAGUGCCACGGAGCAGAACGCGUCGUUCCUGGACCACUACCUGGACGUGCCGCUGGACCUCUCCAAGCACCCAGCAGGAGCGCUGCUGGAGAUGCUGGAUGCGGAGCAGAAUGCGUCGUUCCUGGACCACUACCUGCACAUGCCUCUGGACCUCUCCAAGAAUGCGUCGUUCCUCGACCACUACCUGCACGUGCCUUUGGACGUCUCCAAGGUGUGGUUUGCCGUGCGUGUGCCGUGCGUGUGCCGUGCGUGUGCCGUGCGUGUGCCAUGCGUGUGCCAUGCGUGUGCCGUGUUUGUGCCGUGCGUGUGCCAUGCGUGUGCCAUGCGUGUGCUGUGCGUGUGCCGUGCGUGUGCCGUGCGUGUGUCGUGCGUGUGCCGUGCGUGUGCCGUGCGUGUGCCGUGCAUGGAGGCGAUACCGCUAGUGGCGUGGACUCGAGUGACACAAGGCAAGCUUACAUUCGUAUUCACCUCCAUUCCCUCCCGCCUCCCCACCCACAACCCCUCCCGUCAGGUGCUCUUUGUGUGCACAGCCAACAUGCUUGAGACCAUUCCUGCGCCCCUCUUGGAUCGCAUGGAGGUGAUUCGCCUGGUGGGGUACAUUUCCGACGAGAAGACCCACAUCGCUCGAGGAUACCUGGAGCCUGCUGCUCGCACUGGGUGCGGUGUGAAGCCAGAACAGGUGGGAGCUAUUCUAGCACACGCUUUGUAG